GCCUGGUAGCUUCUGGCAAGUACCAGACAGCUUGUACCACCAAGUACUAGGAAGUCAUUUGCAUGGUAUUUGGUGAUAAGAAACAGCUGCAUACACUGGAUAAGUUGAAAGGAUAGUGUGACUUUUAAGGAACACCAUGGAGGAACAAACUGCAGACAUAGAGGUGACUGUCAAAACACUAGACUCCCAAAGCAGAACCUACACUGUUGGUGCUCAGUUGACAGUGAAAGAGUUUAAGGAGCACAUUGCCCCUUCAGUGGCUAUCCCUGUGGACAAACAGAGGCUGAUCUAUCAGGGCAGAGUUCUACAGGAUGAACGGACUCUGGCAGACUACAAUGUGGAUGGCAAAGUGAUACAUCUUGUGGAACGGGCCCCUCCUCCGCCCUCCCAGCCUGGGUCAGGGUCAGGAGGCACUUCAGCUGACAGUGGACCCUCCUCGUCCUCCCAAGGAACAUCACAAGUGCCUCCACAUGAUCGCAAUGCUAACAGCUAUGUAAUGCUUGGCACCUUCAACCUCCCUGUCAACAUCAUGGACCCCCAACAGAUACAGAUGUCGGUUCAGCAGAUGAUGUCUGGUAUGGGAGAGAAUGCCAGGAAUGCCAGAGUCACAACCAGCACUGGAAGCAACGGGUCUGUGAAUGUGCACAUUGAUAUGGACCAACCAGUGCAGAGUGGGCCAAGGCUGAGGCUGGUGCUGGCUGAGAACCUGCUGAGGGACAUCAAUGAUGUCAUCCACAGGAUGGAGGGUCGGCCGAGUGACUCAGCCACCCAAACAGAGGCAACCUCUGCUGCUGCUCCCCCUCCUCCUUCAUCUUCAUCUACCACCUCCACUCCCUCUCCCUCUGCCCAGCCCAUGGACACCUCCCCACCUCCAACAACUCCCCCACCUGCACCCACCUCUUCAGCACAAUCUGAGGGACCAGCACCCCAACCUGGACCCAAUCACCCCAGCCCAGCUGAGUUGGCAGAGAUGUUGUCUGAGCUGCGGAGGGUGGAGGAGAGACUGCAGCCCUUCAUUCAGAGAGCUCACACCAUCCUGGAGACAGCCACCACAGCAGAAUACAACAAUAAUACAGAGAGAGAAGAGGACCAGCGUACUCUUAUCCUGACGUUUGAGUGUCUCCGUCUCCUGGGUAACGCCCUUGUGGCCCUCAGUGACCUGCGAUUAAACCUCAUGAGCCCUGUGCCCCGCCACCUGCACGUGGUCCGGCCGUUUUCCCACUAUACCACCCCAGUCACUCUGCCUGGAGCUGUGCACCACCACAUCCCAGUGCAAAUGAACCUGGGUGCUGCUGCUAACAGCACUGAGGGACAAGCUCCGCCCACCCAGUCGGCUAGCCAAUUCGAGCAGGCAGGUCAGGGACAGACCUCACCCCCACAGACUUCCCCUCCCAAUCAGCAGGCAGGACCGGGACAGGCUGGCCCCCGUGUCAUCAGAAUCAGCCACCAGGCAGUCCCGGUGGUCAUGAUGCAGAUGAACACGGAUGGACCAGGUGCAAACCCUGCUGCCGCUGGACAGCAAAUGCCAGGACAACCAGGUGCCCUACCCCCUGACUUUAUGCGGAAUCUCAUGCAACAGAUCAGCCAAUAUGCUGCUGCCGUAGCUACUAGCGCCGCCACCGCCACUGCCACUGGCCAACCAGUUCCACCCCAGCCCACCCCUCCUGGCUACAGCUCCACAGCCAACUCUUCAACUACCACCACAGGUCCCAACACACCCACCACCACCCCUACUGCUCCCCCACCUCCCCCCCAUACUGGCCCCCAGCCCCAGGCCAGGGUCGUGUUCACCCGACCCCCCUUUGCAUCCAACUUGCCCCCUCCAUCCUUCGGCACUCGGGGAACCACCAUCAAUGUGAGGGCUGCCAUGCCGGGCCAGCAGCCAGGACAGGCUUUCAACCCUGCUGCUCUCAACCAGAUGAUUAGUGGACUGGUUGGACAGCUUUUGCUUCCUGGACAAAUGGCUGGUCAAACAGUCACAUCCUCCUCAUCCACAUCCACAUCCUCCUCUUCCUCCUUUUCCUCCUCCUCUCAAACCUCCUCAGCCUCCUCCUCCUUUUCUUUCUCCAAUUCGGGUCCAACUCCUCCUCCUACCGCAAACGCUACUAGUCCACCGAGCCAAUCUGAGACCAACACUGCUGAGCCCCAGUCCCAGGAGAUGCCCCCAGACCUCAGCCAGCUCCUGGGUUCUCUCCUAGGUGGUGCCGGUGCGGGCCCUUUAGGGGCCCCUUCAAUUACUGUCACCACAUCUGGUGUCCCAGCCUUCAUCCAGGGAGUGAGUGAAUUCAUGCAGCAGGCACAACCCAUCUUCUCUCCACCACCACCUCCCUCUGGUACCACUCCUGCUCCUGCUGCAGGGCCCAACCCCAUGCCCAACCCUCCUGCUGGAGCCGAAGCCCUCAACCCAGAGCUGUUCACAGGCAUCGUCCGUGGCGUGCUGAGCACCAUGAUGGGCUCUCUGGGCCAGGCCCAGAACGACACAGAGAGCAUUGCUCAGUUUAUGCAGAGGCUGUCCCAGGCAACAAACAUCUUCAUCAGUCCUGAGGAUCCUACCGGUUUUUUUGGAGAGCUGCUGAUGUUGGUGUGCCAGACAUUCACCAUGUCAGACCUGGUGAUGCUGCUUCAUGGCCAGCACCAGCCCCUUGGCCGCAUCCAGCCUCAACUGUCCCAGUUCUUCACCCAGAACUACCUCAACGGCAGAGAGCCAACCGAUGAAAACAUUGCUGCUGCGGCUGACAGUCUUGUCAAUGAACUGGAGGAGUAUAUCAGUGAGAGCUUUAUAGAGUCUUCAGUCACCGUGUUGGAGGGUGUUGAUGUCACUCAGACCAACAUGUCCUUCUUCAGACAGCAGCUGAUGCACAUUGCCACACACAUUCUGCGUUGCACGGAUGACUCAUUUGGGCCCCAGCUGCUACAGAUGUGCAACCAGGCAUUGUUUGAGUGUCUUGCCCUCAACCUGCACUGCCUGAGAGGAGACCAGAGAGCCCUCACCGCAGUCAUCAACCACAGAAUACGGAGGAUGUCCAGUGACAUUAGCCCCAGCCUGGUCAACUGGAUGACCAGCAUGAUGACAAUGAGGCUGCAGGUGAUUCUGGAGCACAUCCCCAUCACACAGGAGCAGAUCCAGAGCUACAUAGUUCACACACAGAGAGAUCAGUCUUCUGCAACUGGCACACAAGAGCCUGAACGAGCACAAAGUACAACGAUUGGGGACACCCUCUCACCAGCUGCAGCCACCACAGCAGAGGAAGCCAUGUCGGUGUCACACAGCACGAGGGCGUCCUCACGGGAAACGAGGGUGUUGCCAGGAGACCUGGGAGCCUCGGGAGGAGCGGCACCAUUAGGUGGCGACAUGGCAGCAGCAGGAGCUGAGGGAGGGAGUGACGAGUCUCCUCGAGAGUCAGAGGCCUGGGCGGCUGCUGUUCCACCUGAAUGGGUGCCCAUCAUCAGGUGUGAUAUGAUGACCCAGAGGAAGAUGAAGGCUCAGCCCCCGCUGUCUGACGCUUAUUUGCAAGGCAUGCCAGCUAAACGCAGGAAGACGGGACUGGGUGGUGGAAGCCUCCUCUCCCUCUCUGAUGCGGUGAGUCAAGCAGCCAGGACAGCGGGCGUGAAGCCCAUCACUUCCGCUGAGCGGUUACAAGACGAUCUGGAGACCCAGGAGCUGAAGGAAGCCUAUGCAGAACAGGUUAAAGCAGACAUCAAGAAACGAGUGAGGGAAGACCCAGAAUUCAACGCUCAGCAGUUCCCCAACGCACACAGAGCCUUCUCAUCAGACUCAUAA
Molecule: messenger RNA, 3781 nt
Organism: Perca fluviatilis (European perch)
Lineage: Eukaryota; Metazoa; Chordata; Actinopteri; Perciformes; Percidae
Gene: bag6
Product: BCL2 associated athanogene 6
Exons: 25
Coding region: 137-3781 (1214 amino acids)
Cellular component (GO): BAT3 complex
Molecular function (GO): polyubiquitin modification-dependent protein binding; misfolded protein binding
Source: RefSeq, a predicted model, not a curated record